Galeopterus variegatus (Sunda flying lemur) is the source of this 2005-nucleotide messenger RNA. RefSeq names its product chromosome unknown open reading frame, human CXorf23 (gene BCLAF3). The record is from RefSeq and is a predicted model, not a curated record. The transcript is spliced from 10 exons. The annotation marks the transcript as partial. Gene Ontology annotation, cellular component: mediator complex. Gene Ontology annotation, molecular function: DNA binding; transcription coregulator activity. NCBI's taxonomy places the organism in Eukaryota, Metazoa, Chordata, Mammalia, Dermoptera, Cynocephalidae. Gene Ontology annotation, biological process: positive regulation of transcription by RNA polymerase II.
AUCCUGCAUUUCAAAUGUAAAAAGUGGAUAGUGGCUCACGUGUCAAAGGAUGGCACGGUCACGAUCUAGAUCCCCCAGGUGGAAAUACAGGUCUUUAUCACCAAUACCUAGAAAUUUUGAAUACUACAAGCAAAGACAUUCUCAUGGGCAUUAUGACUGUGAAUAUAGGAAGGAUUCAAAAAGGUCCAUUGCUUGGAGAACGGACAAUGAGAAACACGGACAGAGUAAAUCAAGGAUUCCCUAUCGUGGAAAUAUACAUUACCGAUCUUAUGAACAUAGAUCACCUUCCCCAAACAUAAGAAACAACUCUUUAGACAAUUUUUAUAUGUAUAAGCCUCACCAAGUAUAUUCACCUGGAAGAGGGGACAGUAACAGAUCUCAGUAUAUGCCCAAAUACUCAGAGGGUUUGCCCUACAAAGAGCAUGAGAGGAAUUGUUAUCCCCAGAAAGUGCAAGGAAGGUAUAUUCCUGAUGACCACAGAGUUAGAGGAAGUGGAAAAGGAGGGAAGCCAUCUCAGAGGUCAAUAGCAGAUUCUUUUAGAUUUGAAGGAAAAUGGCAUGAAGAAGAGUUGAGGCACCAGAGGAUACAAGAAGAAAAAUAUUCCCAGUCACCUAGAAGAGGCUCUGAAGACUUUGAGACAAGGAGCUCUUUUCAGAAGAGGUAUCCUGAGGAUCGUGAUUUCAGAAAAUAUGGACACACAUCAAAAAGACCUAAAGAUGUGGAGAGGUAUGAAAACAGAGAGCCUGCCAGGAACCCAAAGUGGAAGCCCGAGCAUUCUCUUCCACCUUACCAAGAGAAGAAAGAUGCGUGGAACCUCGGACCCCAAACUCAUCGACAUGCUGAGAGGGAGCACCCAGAGACCAGUUCAGCAGCCAAAGUGUCCUAUGACUAUCGCCACAAACGUCAUAAGGCCUCAGAUGGGGACCAGGACUUUUCAGAUGGGAGAAUUCAGAAGUACUCUAAGGAGGAAGAUAGAAAAUACAGUUCUCAAAAAGACCCUGUAAAUAGAGAGUCAGAUUGUUUUAAUGCUGGAAGAGGGAGAGAGACUGAAGAUGGACAAGUCAAAGACCCUUUUAAACCAUCUAAGAAAGACUACAUUGCCUGUACUCACUCAAAUAAAAAUGAUGUUGAUUUGAGGCCUUCUAAUGGCAAACGGAAGGAAAAAAUAAAGAAAGAAGGGGAUUGCAGGAAAGAGCGCAACUCUUCCAGUAAACAGCUUGUCAAAAGUAAAAACUUUUCUGAUGUGAAACCCUCAUCUGUCAAUCUUAGGAAGAAAUCACUUACAGUUAAAGUAGAUGUGAAGAAAGCAGUAGAUACAUUCAGGGUUGCUUCUAACUAUUCCACAGAGAGACAGAUGUCACAUGAUUUGGUUGCUGUUGGCAGGAAAAGUGAGAAUUUUCAUCCAGUGUUUGAACAUCUUGAGUCAACUCAGAAUACUGAAAGCAAACCUACAGAAGAAUUUGCUCAGGAAAUCAUAACAAUAAUCCAUCAAGUUAAAGCAAAUUAUUUUUCAUCACCUGGAGUUACUCUACAUGAGCGGUUCUCAAAAAUGCAAGAUACAUAUGAUGCAGAUGUAAAUGAAAUUAAAUUGAAUUCAGAUCCAGAAAUUCACAGGAGAAUAGAUAUGUCUUUGGCUGAGCUUCAGAGUAAACAAAGUAUGAUAUAUGAAUCAGAACAGACUCUGGUCAAAAUAAUAGAUCCAAAUGACCUACGACAUGACAUUGAAAGAAGGAGAAAAGAACGGUUACAGAAUGAAGAUGAGCACAUUUUUCACAUAGCUAGUGCUGCAGAGAGGAAUGAUCAGCAUUCCAGUUUUUUACAGUUGAAGAAUAUUCAUACUGAUGGAUUCCAAAAACCUGCUCAUUUUAUAAAAUCAAAUUCUAGAAAAUUUAUUCAGAAACCUUACAUGAAUUAUACUAUGCAGAAAAAAGACAUCAUUACUCACAAGCCAUUUGGAGUUGAAGGAAACCAUCAAAACACAAGAGGCUUUAAAAGAUCUUUUAAG